Molecule: messenger RNA, 1322 nt
Organism: Durotheca rogersii
Lineage: Eukaryota; Fungi; Ascomycota; Sordariomycetes; Xylariales; Xylariaceae
Exons: 1
Coding region: 1-957 (318 amino acids)
Source: RefSeq, a predicted model, not a curated record
AUGCCGUGCGGCGACAACUGCGGGUGCAACGACCACGCGACGACGGACCCGCGGUUCCCGGGGUGGACGUACUGGGGGUGCACGCGGUGCUGGGAGCGGCGGGCGCGCCGCACCCGGCCGCGGCGCGCGGCCGCGGGCUGGCUCGCAGCGGAGCAGGCCGCUGCCGCCGCCACUGCCGGCGUCGAGGCUGACGAGGCCGCGCUGUACUAUCGCCAGCGCGACGACGACGACGACGACGACGACGACGAGCGCUACUACCCCUGCUGCGAGGAGCACAUGGCGCUGCACUUCGGCCCGGACUUCGACCACUGCCCGCCGCGCUUCUACCACCGCCUGCUCGACCGCCGCCUGCUGCCCGACCGCGGCGCGCGCCUGCUCGCGUGCCGCGCCCUGAAGCCGGAGCUGGCCGCCGCGCUGGCCGUGCUGGCCGGGGAGCCGGUCGCGGCUGCGGCCGGCGGGCCCGCCGAGCGCCUUAGCGUCGCCGCCCCCGCCGCCCCCGCCGCCGUGGCCCUGCCCCUGCGCGGCCGCCCCGCCCCGCCGCCCGAGUCGGCCUCGCGCGCGCCGACGCCGCGGGCCUCGCAGCCGGCGGCCCGCGCCCAGACGCCGCGGCCACCGCGAGCGGACGCGGACCCGGACUCGGGCUCGAGCUCGUGGACGCCGACGCCGACCCCGCGCACGUCUGCGUCCUCUGAGCCCUCCACGCCGCCCAACCGCGUCCUGCGCCCAGAGCCCCUGCGGGCCCGCCCAGGGGGCACUCCCCGGAGGGAGUCCGCGUCCGGCUCCCUACCCGACCAGCUGCUGAUAGAGUCCCCGAUGUCCGGGAUCGACACCGACGACGAGUCCCACGCCCACCUCCGCAACCCCUCCACGCCCUGUUUCAUCGCUCCGCCCCGCCGCAGGCGCCGCGCCCGCGACUCGGCCCCCAACCAGGAGGCCCGCCGCUCCCGCCGCCACUGAGCAAGGCCGGGGCGGGACCCAGAGGGCGGAGGAACCCGGGUCGGCCGCUGCUGGCUAUCGAGGGAGUUCGCGACGCUGCGCAGAGGAGGGGGCCGAGGUGGUGCAGAGCCUAGACGAUGGGAAACGUCUCCCUCAUUCGGCCAGUUGACGCGGGGGAGUACCUGAGGUGAGGCUGGGUUAAUGUAAUAUCUCCAUUGCGAGUAAUAAUAAAUCAUGAUUUCGCCAUAUCUGUAAAACCUAGCUGGACAAGCUAGCGGUGCACAUGCUGAUCGUCCGGAACCUCAACACGUGUAUGUCAACUUUAGUGGCCUGGAUUAGACUUCUAUUAACGACGAAACCCAACUGAACGCGGCAUUGAUAUUUUA